GUUAUUUACCUUCUUCACCCGCAGCGGAGGUCAGACGAGCGGUCGCGCUUAAUAAUGGCCCAGCGGUGGCUACUGAGUUUAAUCGGGGCUUUGGUUACUUGAUGUUUAUAUAUACAGGGUUAGUGUGCCGCUGUCUGCCCUCACAAAGUGUAUUGUCCUGCCUCUUGCCGCUCAGGGAGUCCGUCUCUAGUACGCAAACAAACAUGAGCGCUACCGUUUCCAGGCAGAGACACGCCGCAGACUCCUCUGGCUCUUCUUUUUCCCUUACUGCAAGCCUCCUGCGACUCUCGAAACACAUCAGAUAUGAAAAUCUCGCUGCUGGACUUAGUGGGGGAGUUAUUUCCACAAUGGUGUUGCACCCCCUGGAUCUGAUCAAAAUCAGGUUCGCAGUAAGUGAUGGUCUGAAAAUGCGACCCCAGUACGAUAGCAUGGUGCACUGCAUGAAGACCAUCUGGAAGCUGGAAGGGAUUAGAGGUCUCUAUCAAGGUGUGACCCCCAACAUCUGGGGGGCCGGGGCAUCGUGGGGCCUGUACUUCCUCUUUUAUAAUGCUAUUAAAGCGUACACGCAGGAGGGACGGCAAACAGAGCUGAGUGCUGGCGAACACCUGGUGUCUGCAGCGGAGGCAGGCAUGCUGACGCUUUGCCUCACCAACCCGGUCUGGGUGACAAAGACCCGGCUGGUGCUGCAGUACAAUGCAGACCCUUCACGGAAGCAGUACAAGGGAAUGAUGGACGCCCUCGUGAAAAUAUACCGUCACGAGGGUAUCCCGGGACUCUACAGGGGUUUCGUGCCUGGACUGGUGGGGACUUCCCAUGCUGCACUGCAGUUCAUGACCUAUGAGGGGCUAAAAAGAGAGCAGAACAAAUACAAGAAGAUGCCAUCUGAAUCGCUGCUGUCUCCAUUGGAAUACAUCACCAUGGCAGCCAUUUCCAAAAUAUUUGCUGUAGCAGUGACCUACCCGUACCAGGUGGUGCGCGCUCGCCUGCAGGACCAGCACAACAACUACAACGGCAUCGUGGACGUCAUCCAGAGGACGUGGAGCAACGAGGGGAUCGAGGGCUUUUACAAAGGCAUGGUCCCAAACCUGGUGCGAGUCAUUCCAGCGUGCUGCAUCACAUUUUUGGUGUUCGAAAAUGUGUCGCGCUUACUUUUGGGCGAGUAUCACUAAAGCUUCAGGUGCACUCGCACCAAACGCAACCACGGACCAACUCAACGCAAUAUACCAGGACUGUGUGUGUGUGUGUGCGUGCGUGCGUGCGUGCGUGCGUGCGUGCGUGCGUGCGUGCGUGCGUUGUGUUAGAGACGAGCAGGAAUACCAAACAUUUCCUUUUUAACUCUGAACUCGACAUGAAUACAGACAAAACUAGCAUUUAGUGUGUGCACUGAAUGAACAAAAGAAACUACACGUUCAUAUAUAUAUAUAUAUAUGUUUAUUGAGAGAAUAUCCAUACUGUCUUGAAUAUUCAACUACGAAAAGGUGUCAUUUCAAGUUGUCAAUGACAAGAAACGGCUCGUGGAAAAGUGGAUUCAAGCCAUCCUGUGACAAUGCAACCGAACACAGUAUUCACCAAACACAGUGCAUAAGAAGAUGUUUGUCUUUUUUUACGAUAUUUUCACCAAACAGCUGCUAUAUUUGCUGAGCUAGGCGAGAGAAAGCCACUCAGCAGAUCUCUUCAGCAUGCUCAGGAAAUGAUGUCACGCUGCAGGAUAAUAGCACACAGGCCUGGAGAAACCGAUACUUUACUGGAGGACAGGAGCAGAUUUUAAGCAGAUGUGUGUGGAUGACAUCUACUGGAAGAGAGGAAAGAUGGAAAGCUUUAACUGAGUAACUGAGAGGCUGUUAUGUUUGUAUAUAUGAAUGUGCUAUUGUCAGUGACGCACAAAGAAGAGCUGAUGUACGUAUAAGCCAUUUUUACACAUACAAUAAAGGAAUAUAUGUAACAGACACAGACUAUGUUUUUAAUAAUGACUGACAGAAGCCCGAUAAACCAUUUCACUUCUGAACGGUUCGGACUUUUCACUGCAUCAGAUACAGUUAAUCACAUCACUGGCAGUUUACACUCCCAUGCUGAGAUUUUGUGCACUUAAUUGUAUUGAAUGUGCUUUGUAGUGUACUAUCUGCACUUGAAGAUAAUAUAAUAUAAAAUAAAAUAA
Messenger RNA from Sinocyclocheilus anshuiensis, 2155 nucleotides. RefSeq names its product mitochondrial folate transporter/carrier-like. Bases 102 to 1169 code for a protein of 355 amino acids. The record is from RefSeq and is a predicted model, not a curated record. The transcript is spliced from 8 exons. Gene Ontology annotation, biological process: transmembrane transport; nucleotide transport. Lineage: Eukaryota; Metazoa; Chordata; Actinopteri; Cypriniformes; Cyprinidae.